UCCCUGUAAUGUAACCACUACUCUGGGCUAUUAGGAGGGAGUUUAAGUUUCGAGCAGAAGGGUGUAGAGAGUCGAUUGAGGGCGACAUCUUCCGAGAGGGUUAUCCGUAGGUAGAGGUAAGUACUCGUAAGAAUCACGCCGUAGGUAUUCCGUAGAUUAGAGGUAGGUAGUUCGUCCUUUGCCUCCCCUCUCAGAACUGCAACAAAGCACAAAAGGGCAGAAUGCAGAUUCCAGAAGAUGGUUUCCCUCUCCCCUUUACAUAAGUACUAGGCACAUAUACCUACUGUGUAGGGUCACGGCGUCAACCUCGGCCCCUGUCGCAUCUCCCAUCCAUGUCAGCGCAGUACUAAUCGGCCGGCAAUUCCUCGGCAGAAUCCAUCCCCGGUCCGGUCCGGAUUCAAUUGUACUUAGGUACCUACGUCGUCAGGUACAUCAUCUAAUUGAUCUCAACCUCAACCAACUCAUCACCACAACGCUAUCUGAUACCCCCUCCCUCUACCGCCUCCCAGCAGAUCGGCCACCAUGGCUUCCAAAGCAGUCGCCAAAGCUGCAGGGGGCGUCGUGAGCAUCACUCAGAAACAAACGCUGCAGUCGACGGGCAUCUGGGAGCGCAUCCGGCGGUUUUUCGCGGUCUCCCCGGAGCGGUCGAACGGCGUGCCGCUCAACCCGUACUUCCGGAACCCGCCUCCAGGCGCGCUGGACCCUCUGACGUACGACGAUCCGGUGACGGCACCGGCGGGCGACAUCGCCGACAACGCGUACUGGCGGCGGGACGUGCGGCGGGCGUACCCGCAGCUGAGCGUCGUGCGCCAGGCCGACGCCGCGGCGCUGCUCGCCGUCGGCAGCUCCGCGGCCCCGCGCCGCGAGCUGAUUGGCGAGGCUGGCGAGAAUGCGCUCGUCGCGGCGCGCGAGGAGGGCCGCACGGCGGGCCUCGCGGCGCAGAUCGCCAAGGGCGCCAGCGCCGGCGCCGGUGACGGGAGCGAGUUGUUCAGGGAUGGCCUGCCGCCGCUGCCGAGCGGGCAGAGCCUGCGCGCCGCCGACGGCAAGUGGGAGGUGUACAAGUACGACCUCGCGGAGGACUCGUACGGCGAGGCAUACCCCUGCCGGAACUUCAAAUAGACGCGACGCCUUUACGGACGAACAGCGAUAGACGGGCGGGCGGAAGGGUAAAAAGAGAGAGGGGCUAAACAGAGGAGCCGACGGGCGGACAUAUCAGGCCAACCGAGACUCUUGCGAAUGAGAGAGGUCGGGGUGCCCAAGUGUACACACAUAUAUACUUAUACACAUUGCGAGGGGCAAGAAAUCCCACAUCGCCGAUGAGACUAUUCUCACAAUACGAGAGAUCUUUGCGAUGGUAGCUACGUGAAAGGUCUUGCUCUUUGCAAAAUCCACGUAAACUCUCGAGCCGCCCGCAUUACUACGGUGGGGAAAUGGGGGGAAGAGGAGGGGAGCUUAGAGACUCUCAACUCCUUGUGGUGGUGCCUAGCGUGAAAGCUCCGCUA
This is a messenger RNA of Durotheca rogersii, 1502 nucleotides long. RefSeq names its product 21 kDa subunit of NADH dehydrogenase. The record is from RefSeq and is a predicted model, not a curated record. The coding region runs from base 523 to 1119 and encodes 198 amino acids. Lineage: Eukaryota; Fungi; Ascomycota; Sordariomycetes; Xylariales; Xylariaceae. The transcript has 3 exons.